AUGUCGCGAUUUACCAGACUGUACCUGCGGGUGCCUCGGCCAAAGACUCUCUUUGGCAUGAUCAGCCUCCAGACCGGCACCGAGGUCAUCUCGCUCGCUCUCGUCUUCAACAAGGUGACCGGCGUCUACGGGCUGCUGGCCAUCCUUACCGGCUACCAGCUCUCGCUGCUGCAGCUGUCCACCUACGUUUACUCCAUCGGCGUCCUCGUGCUGCUCGCCAACCUGAUCCCCCACAUCCGAAAACAAAGCCCCUUCGAAUGCCUAGCGCUGGCAUGGAUGUACAUUCUCGACACGGCCGUCAACGGACUGUACGCGGCAGCAUUUGGUCUGGACUGGUACUUCAAGAGCCAGACCACGGAUGGCACGGAUACCCAGACCUCGGGCCUGCCCAACUUUGUCGUGGAGGGUGUCGAGGGCUUGCGCCAGGAGGCCGCCAUCCACGGAAAGGUGGUUCCACAGGAGACGGCUACAAGCAUGUUGCUUAUUGUCGGCGCGACUCUGAUCCGAGUGUACUUUAGCUUCGUGGUGAUGGCGUAUGCGAAGCAGGUGCUACAGAAGUACAUGCAGCUGAUGAUCCUCGAGGGCCCUGGAGUGGAUGACCUCGAAGGCCCGUUCGCGGAGGACCUGCCGGACGGUGAGGGCCGCAAGGGACGGCUGGGCCGGCUGAUGGUGUCGUACGGCCGAGGCUACUGGCUGGAUCAGCGAGACACCGACGAGUGGGCGAGGGGCGUAGAGCCCAACAAGCCCGGUUCGCUGGGCACGCUCGUGGGUGAGGUGUAG
Ilyonectria robusta is the source of this 780-nucleotide messenger RNA. RefSeq names its product Inositolphosphorylceramide synthase subunit Kei1-domain-containing protein. Gene Ontology annotation, molecular function: inositol phosphoceramide synthase regulator activity. The transcript has 2 exons. NCBI's taxonomy places the organism in Eukaryota, Fungi, Ascomycota, Sordariomycetes, Hypocreales, Nectriaceae. Bases 1 to 780 code for a protein of 259 amino acids. Gene Ontology annotation, cellular component: inositol phosphoceramide synthase complex; Golgi membrane. The record is from RefSeq and is a predicted model, not a curated record. Gene Ontology annotation, biological process: inositol phosphoceramide metabolic process.